Messenger RNA from Babesia microti strain RI, 435 nucleotides. RefSeq names its product Protein TRI1. Bases 1 to 435 code for a protein of 144 amino acids. Lineage: Eukaryota; Apicomplexa; Aconoidasida; Piroplasmida; Babesiidae. The transcript is spliced from 2 exons. The record is from RefSeq and is a predicted model, not a curated record. Gene Ontology annotation, cellular component: nucleus.
AUGUUAAAUGUAUGCAUCCUAGUGGUAAUGACAGUGACACUUUUUUCGCGAACUAUUAGGGCCACGCUCUUUACAGUACAACAUAAAUUAUUUCCACUACAAUUUUGCAGUGUUGACAGGUUUUUACCAAAAAAUUGUGUAUUUUAUUCUACUAGUAAAUCUAAACCUUUUAUUGGGAAGGGGUUUUUGGUGCCAUGCAAAGUAAAGGGACCUUUAUUCGAUUUGCUACAGGAGGAGGAGCUUACCAGGUCUGAGGCAGUCAAACUUGUGUGGAAAUACAUUAAGGACCAGGGCCUGCAAAACCCAGAAAACAGACGCAUAAUCAUGUCUGACCACAAACUCUAUCCUCUAUUCGGAAAGGAAGAAGUCACCUUUGGAGAAGUUGGAAAGGCAAUCCACAAGCACUUGGAAACUAUCCGAAAGCCUGUGGAAUAA